CAAUUUUAAACAUAAAUUUUAAAUCGCGAUUUAAAUUCAUCUUAAUUAGCAGACGGAUUAAUAUUAAUCGAUACAAUUUUAAUGGAUUAGGUAGUAUUUUGUAUAGGCCAGUACUGAGAACUACCUCCACUCCACCUCUGCUUUCUGGAAAAAUGGCAUCAGAACCGGUCAAUGUGAAUGAGUUCCAGGAACUGGCAAGGCGAGCUCUUCUGAAGAUGUACUUUGACUUCUACAAUGGGGGAGCUGAGGACCAACACACGCUAAGAGAGAACAUGGAAGCGUUCCGUAGAAUCACUUUUCAGCCAAGAGUUCUUGUAGAUGUGAGCAGAAUAGAUAUGUCAACCACUAUAUUGGGUUACCCAACUUCGGCACCAAUCAUGAUCGCUCCAACUGGAUUGCAUAAGUUGGCUCAUCCUGAAGGAGAGGUUGCAACAGCCAGAGCAGCUGCUGCAUGUAACACCAUCAUGGCAAUGUCCUUUUCGGCUGACUGCACCGUGGAGGAGGUUGCUUCCAGUUGCAAUGCCAUUCGCUUUUUUCAAACAUAUGUAUAUAAAAGAAGGGAUGUAACAGCUGUGUUAGUGCAAAGAGCCGAAAGAAAUGGGUUCAAGGCUAUUAUGCUUACUGUUGAUACCCCUAGGCUUGGUCGAAGGGAAGCAGACAUUAAAAACAAAAUGAUUGCGCCUCAGCCGAAGAACUUAGAAGGUCUCUUGUCAACUGAAGCAGUUUCGGAUAACGGCUCAAAGCUUGCAGCUUUUGCAGCAGAGACGCUUGAUCCUUCUCUGUGUUGGAAGGACAUAGACUGGUUAAGGUCUGUCACUAGUUUGCCAAUUCUAGUCAAAGGGGUCCUGACAGCUGAGGAUGCAAUAAAAGCUAUGGAAAUAGGGGUUGCUGGGAUUGUUGUCUCUAACCACGGAGCUCGCCAGCUGGAUUAUUCUCCAGCCACUAUCACUGUUCUGGAAGAGGUGGUUCGUGCUGUUGGAGGAAAAAUUCCUGUUCUCAUUGAUGGAGGAGUGAGGCGUGGUACAGAUAUUUUCAAGGCAUUAGCUCUUGGUGCACAAGCUGUUAUGAUUGGAAGGCCAGUCCUCUAUGGAUUAGCAGCAAAGGGUGAAUAUGGGGUGCGAUCAGUCAUUGAAAUGCUGAAGGAUGAGUUGGAGCUCACCAUGGCCCUAUCCGGCUGCCCUACCGUGAAGGAUAUCACCAGAAGUCAUGUGAGGACAGAGUACGACAGAUUCAACUGUAGGCUUUAGUUUAGAUAAAGUUCUAAGUUGUUGUCGUUGUUGAUGUUAUUUAUCUUAGAUAUGCUCAUACUGAUAACUAAGACCCCUAGUUCUGUGAUGAUUGGCACUUUAAAUACAUUUUAGCUUGGGGAUUGUAUUGUCAAGUUUUAUAUAUUACAAGAACCAAACAUGUAAUGCUGUGCAUAUGGAAUUUUCUCUCUUCCCAA
Messenger RNA from Camellia sinensis, 1444 nucleotides. RefSeq names its product peroxisomal (S)-2-hydroxyacid oxidase GLO4. The record is from RefSeq and is a predicted model, not a curated record. Gene Ontology annotation, molecular function: oxidoreductase activity; FMN binding. Lineage: Eukaryota; Viridiplantae; Streptophyta; Magnoliopsida; Ericales; Theaceae.